Messenger RNA from Mizuhopecten yessoensis (Yesso scallop), 3967 nucleotides. Its product is annotated as zinc finger protein 665-like. Lineage: Eukaryota; Metazoa; Mollusca; Bivalvia; Pectinida; Pectinidae. The record is from RefSeq and is a predicted model, not a curated record. Gene Ontology annotation, molecular function: DNA-binding transcription factor activity; RNA polymerase II cis-regulatory region sequence-specific DNA binding; protein binding. Bases 68 to 3115 code for a protein of 1015 amino acids. The transcript has 8 exons. Gene Ontology annotation, biological process: regulation of transcription by RNA polymerase II.
CUUCCGGUUCAGACGGUGUCGUUUCUAUGUUUACUUCCUUGUUACUUCCGUGUCAACAACAAAUUAAAUGGAUGAGCUAGGACCACCUGCAGACUGGCAGUGUGAUCUUUCCCUACUCCAAAGCCUGGAACAUCUUUACUCGACAGGGAUCGUCAGUGAUGUCACCUUCGUGGUCGGAGAUACACGGAUUAAUGGCCAUACAGUGAUCCUGAUGGCCAGGAGCUCUGUAUUCUACACCAUGUUAACACAGCCUCACAUUAAAUCAUUGGAAGUCAAUGUCACAGACACAGAUGUGGAUACCUUUACUGUAUUUCUCAGGUACCUAUACACAGACACUAUAACAUUAACAGUAGACCUGGCGACUUCUAUGUUACCUGUGGCACGUCGUUAUCGCGUGAAUCACCUCUCGAAGAAGUGUGAGACAUUCCUACAGGCCCAAACGUUACACAAGGUGUCGUCAGUCGAUUCUUCAACACAAAAUGAGCAACACUUACAGCAGAACCAGCUAAACAAGGAUGUACAUACAAAUUCUGAAACAGUGAAAGACGUGGUUACAACUGUCAAGAUUUCAACUACAAAAGGAAAAUCAACACACCCCUCACAGUUUGUGUGUAACAUAUGUGGGAAAAUAUACAGGUUUAGAAAGAAAUAUAUAGCUCAUAUGUCGAUGCACCCCACGUACACUCGGCACCAGUGCAACGUGUGUGGAAACACGUUCUCCAGCAACGGACAUCUGAAGCGACAUCUCAAAAUACAUACAGAGCAGAAACAGCACAAAUGUGAUAUCUGUGACAAACACUUCCAUGACCUUGAUCGACUGAAGAGACACCAUCGUAUACAUUUAGGAGAAAAGCCGCACAUGUGCGACAUAUGUGGUAAAAAGUUCAGCGAGGCAGGCAACCUUCGUAAACACCACAUGAUUCACACGAACGUGAAACCGUUUAUUUGUGAGAAAUGCGGGAAGGGUUACUCGGUGCAGUAUGAAUUGAAGCAGCACCUUAAGGCCCACGCCCGCGAGAAACCAUACAAGUGUGACAUAUGUCGAAAAGGAUUCGAUCAGCCGGAAACUUUACUGAGUCACACAGUUGAACAUAUAGGAAAGAAACUGAACAAGUGUGAUAUAUGUGGGAAAUUCUACAGCAGGGAGUCAGCACUUAAGGUACAUCGCAGGGUCCACACGGGGGAGAAACCCUACAAGUGUCCCAUGUGUGGAAAAGUGUUUACCAACUCUGGUGAUAGACAGCGACAUAUCAAGAUACAUACUGGAGACAAGCCACACAAAUGUAAUGUCUGUGGGAAAGGAUUUACUGACAAAAAAUACCUCAGGACUCAUACAAGGACACACAGGUCACUACAGACAACACCUAUAUCUGGUAUAAAGAUGGCCAGUGACCCAGUUGUGCCUGUUGCCAACGACGACUGGCAGAGUGUCGGAACCCAAACCCAUGCUGACUGGCAGGGUGACAGAACACUAACUCAGUGUCUCGAUUAUCUCUUUACCUCCGGCAUGCAAAGCGACGUUACAUUUGUGGUCGGAGAAUCCAAUGAUAGAAUUUCAGCUCACCAAAUCGUCCUCAUUUCCAGAAGUCCUGUAUUCUAUGCCAUGUUAGCUGAUCAGCAGUCCAGCUCAUGGGAGAUAACUAUGUUUAAUACAACCAAGAAUAUGUUCACUGUAUUUCUCAGGUACUUAUAUACAGACUUGAUAGAACUGACCAUUGAAGCCGCCACGUCUAUUCUACCCAUAGCCAGACAAUACGCUGUCAGCCAUCUUGUGAAGAAAUGUGAACAGUUUAUCCACGAAAGCAUUGUUCAUCAAAAAGUAUGUUGUGUGACCAUGUAUAAGGAACCAGCCGAGGUACAGCUGCUGUAUUCCCAAAACAUGGAGGAUCUGACAUCAAGGAGAAAAGAUGUAAACAGUGAAACCUCAUCAGCAGAGAAAGUGAAGAAUGAGAAGUGUAUAAAUGAGGAGAUGUUAGAAUCUGGUCAUGCAGCUGAACCCUCAAAGUUUCAAACUUCCUUCACCUGUAUGUAUACUGGUUUAGAGAGGAUAUCAUCAUGCAGUGUAUGUCUACAUGUUAGAGGAAACAUUGACGCCAGAGUGUUGGAGAAUGAAAGGUCACUGUUAAAAAGUUUCAUUGGUAACAGAGCAAGUACCAAAACAGUUGAAGGUGGAUUGUUCCAGCAAAAGAAGAUGGAAUCUGAAGAAAAGAAGUCAUGUGUAAAAGAGACAUUAAUAUACAACAUUGAUGACAAAAUGUUGAUUCAGUCAGACAGGAUGGACCAUAAAGAAAAAAAGGCAAAUUUCAGUCCCUACAGGUGUACUGUAUGUGGUCAACAGUUUUAUCUCGAAAAGAAAUUUAAAAUUCAUCUGGGAAGGGAGCAUGGAGAGAAGGCCUACAUAUGUGAUAUUUGUAAGAAAGCGUUCAGUCGACCACACGGACUGCGUGUCCACUACCGGGUACACACGGGGGAGCGUCCAUUUGUCUGUCCGGUGUGUAGUAAGGGGUUCUCUGAUCAUAGCGGGUUACUGAGACACAGUGUCGUACACACAGGUGAGAAACCCUACACUUGUGAUGUAUGUAGCGAGGCCUUUACCCAGAUUGUUACGCUCCGUAAACAUAAGUUAGGCCACACGGGAGAGAGGCCACACAGGUGUGACAGGUGUGGGAAAGGGUUUAAAUGUAAAGCAGAGCUCGGCCAGCACCUAGAGGUCCAUCAGAGGGAAAAACCACACAAAUGUGACCUUUGUGAGAGACGUUUUGAUCUUACUACCAAACUACAGGAACAUGUAGAAGCACACAAAACAAAGAAGCUAAAACAGUGUGAAAUUUGUGGUAAAUUUUUCACACGUGUACAACUUAAUGUCCAUCUUCGGACUCAUACAGGCAAGGGAGAUAAGCCAUGUGCAGACUGUGGUAAAUUGUUCAAGAAAUCAAGUCAUUUAUUGGAGCACCGUCGAAUACAUACCGGGGAAAAACCAUGUAUGUGUUACGUGUGUGGUAAGGUGUUCACUCAGAGUGCAACUCUACGGAAACACAUCAGAAUACACUGCAAAACCAAAUCAAACAUCAACCAGCCGGCUUUGGAUUCUGAAUUGGGUAGACUGAGCCUUUGAUGCAAACUUUGGAGGAAACGUGGCUGAAAAUUAAAUUAUCUAGAUCUUUAACAUAUAACAGGAUAUUUUCAUCCCAUUUCAUUUUUUGCACAUCAAUGAGAGAGCAUUUAAACAUAGGAUGUAAAAAAUAUACAUACAUGUGUUAUCAGCAAUGUCAGUCUAUAUUUGUUGGGGACUCCUCACUGGGCAAAUUGUUUCAAAAAUUGGAUGAUGCAAAUUAUUGUAUUCAAAUGUAAAAACUUAAAACUUAAAGAGAACAGGUGUUUGAUCGACAGUAAUCAGAAAUCUAUACGUCACACUGGCGCUGAUGUCUUUCAGAGAGUUUAGCUCAAUAUAGUCAGUGGCACAACGGUGUUACAACACACAUUGCUCAGACAUUAUAAUGAUGUCACAAUAAAAACAACAACAGGCAUAUGGGACUUGAAUUGUUCAUCUGUUUUGUUUUUUUAUAAUAAAAAAAACAUGUGUGUAGCAGACUGGGAUGGGUAGAUUGUCAGCGACCCGGUGUAGCUCAAUUGGUAGAGCGUCCUUCUAGAGUUCGGAGGGUCCUGGGUUUGAACCCCGGUCUGGCCAUUGCAUUUCUUUUUUUCCUGUUACAUGUGUAUAUAAUAUCUGAUACACUUUUCAACCAAACCUGACAUGGGUACAAGUACAUGUGUACUGAAGAAAUCAACCAAACAGAGCAGUUUAGACACCUGGCCCCAGUGGCUCAAAGGUUGGCUAACAUUAACCAGUGAUUGGUGAAAAAAAUCAUACUGCUGCCAAAAAGAAACAAGGGCUUUCUAUUAAAGCAAACCAAUUCAAUCAAUCUGAUCUGUCUCAACCAAUAUAUAUUGGUGAAAUGAUAUCAAA